AUCACAGCACCGUUCAAAAACCACUAUAUAAUCUUCACCCUUCUCUUCUCUCUCUCCAUCUAUCUUUCACACCACUCGUGGUUAUCUCACAAAUCGUUCAUUCACACUCUGCAAAAAAAGAGAGUGGGAUCCAAAUUUUUCUUGGUACUUGCAUUUCUCUGCAAACACUGAGAUCGCGAAAAUGGAGUUGUUCUUCUACGCUGUGUUCGGUGGAUUAGCCGCUCUUGUUGCAGUUCUUGAGCUUAGCAAAAACAAUAAGGAUCGAAUCAAUACUUCUUCUGCUUUCAAUUCCUUCAAAAACAAUUACCUCCUCAUUUAUUCUCUCAUGAUGGCUGGUGAUUGGUUGCAAGGUCCAUAUGUCUACUACCUUUAUAGUACAUAUGGAUAUGGAAAGGGGGAUAUUGGACAACUCUUCAUUGCUGGCUUUGGGUCUUCAAUGUUGUUUGGAACAAUUGUGGGAUCUCUGGCUGACAAACAGGGACGGAAGAGGGCUUGUGUGACCUACUGCUUAACCUACAUUGCGAGCUGCAUCACCAAACAUUCUCCUCAGUACAGAAUUUUGAUGGUGGGCCGUAUCUUGGGAGGCAUUGCCACUUCACUUCUAUUUUCAGCAUUUGAAUCGUGGCUUGUUGCUGAGCAUUUCAAGAGGGGCUUUGAUCAGCAAUGGCUGUCAUUAACAUUCUCGAAGGCCAUAUUUCUUGGAAAUGGUCUUGUCGCCAUUUUUUCUGGGCUGUUCGGAAAUGUCCUUGUUGAUACAUUGGCUCUUGGACCAGUAGCCCCCUUUGAUGCUGCUGCAGGUUUUCUUACAAUUGGUAUGAUCGUCAUAUUAUCUACAUGGACAGAAAAUUACGGGGAUGCUUCUGAAAACAAGAGCUUGCUCGCCCAAUUCAAGGGUGCUGCUGUGGCCAUUGCUUCUGAUGAAAAAAUAGCCUUGCUUGGUGCCAUACAGUCUCUCUUUGAAGGUUCAAUGUAUACCUUUGUGUUCCUAUGGACUCCUGCAUUGAGUCCAAAUGAUGAGGAGAUUCCCCAUGGUUUUAUUUUUGCAACAUUCAUGUUAUCGUCAAUGUUGGGAAGCUCACUUGCAUCUAAGUUGAUGGCUCGUUCAUCAUUCCGUGUAGAGAGCUACAUGCAGAUUGUUUUUGUUGUUUCUUCUGCUUCUCUAAUGCUUCCCAUCCUUACCACCUUUUUCGCAGUUCCUUCCAAAGCAACAGGUGGCGGUCUCUCAUUCGCCGGGUGCAUUCAGCUUCUCGGCUUCUGUACUUUUGAAAGUUGUGUUGGCAUAUUCUGGCCAUCUAUUAUGAAGAUGAGAUCCCAAUACAUUCCUGAAGAAGCCAGGAGCACCAUCAUGAACUUUUUCCGCAUUCCUCUGAACAUAUUUGUGUGUGUUGUGCUGUACAAUGUUGAUGCAUUCCCUAUCACUGUUAUGUUUGGAAUGUGCUCAAUUUUCCUCUUCAUGGCUAGUAUCUUACAAAGGCGACUACUGGUGAUUGCAGAUAAGCCAAAAUCAGAAGACUGGCAAUUGAAGGAAAGGGACACCGAGUCAGAGCCAUUGAACCUGUAAUUGGUCAUUAAGUUUUGAGGUUACAUAAUGCAGUUUCUGUCUAAACUGUGUACUACAGAAAUUUGAGUGAAGGUAAAUCUGAUGCCCACCAACCAAGGAAAGGGGUUCAAGCUAAAAGGAUGAUGUAGCAAUUUCUUUUUAGUGUUUUUGAUUAUCAAUACUGUAGUACGUAGAUUUCUAUUGGCUAUUAUUACUUGAGGAGAAAUCUCCAUUUUGGCAGUAGUUCUUAUGUCAUUCUUUUGGGGGCGGGCGGUAUCUAAGUUUGUCCUGUAGGGAAUAGUAUAUUUACCCUACUUUCAUUGUCUUAAUUUGUAAUGAAACUACUCUACAUUUGAUUAAUUAAUGCACCCUCUACUAAGUCUUCAUUUA
Messenger RNA from Lathyrus oleraceus (garden pea), 1930 nucleotides. RefSeq lists its product as uncharacterized. The transcript is spliced from 8 exons. NCBI's taxonomy places the organism in Eukaryota, Viridiplantae, Streptophyta, Magnoliopsida, Fabales, Fabaceae. The record is from RefSeq and is a predicted model, not a curated record. Gene Ontology annotation, molecular function: molybdate ion transmembrane transporter activity. Bases 182 to 1561 code for a protein of 459 amino acids. Gene Ontology annotation, biological process: molybdate ion transport. Gene Ontology annotation, cellular component: membrane.